CUGAGGCAACAUGGGGUCAGCCACCAGAGAAAUAAACCAAAAUGAAAAAUUGCAGCACAAAAGUGAUGAUGAAAAAACUCCUUUUACCAAAGGAGAAGCCAGUGGAAAUGGUAUACAAGUAAUGAAGAAUGGCAUGGAAAAUUGUCAAGACCACUCAAUUUCUCUGAAAGAUAAAAAAGGAAGUAUACUAACCAAACUCAAAAGUAAUGCCAUAUACAGAGAAAAAUACCUUAUUUCACUAGGAAUCACAUGGAGCUUUUUUGUUUUGGGUUGGGCAUAUGGUCAGUUUGGUCCAUCUAUUCUGGACUUACGGAUCAUCACAAAUGCAUCACUGAAGGAAUCCUCUGGUUUCAUGACUGGUCAUUCUGUGGGAUACCUUGUAGGUUCCAUAAUAUCAGGACUGAUUUUUGACAAAAUGAAGGAAAAGACUUAUUGUGUAUCCUCUUCUACUUUAGCAUUGGCUGUCAUUAUUGUUUUGAUACCAUGGUGUUCUAUUUAUGAACUGAUGAUUGGCAUUCACGUGUUAAAAGGAAUGGCUGGGGGAGGACUAGACACAACUGGUAAUGCCCUUUUAAUAAGUCUGUGGAGAGCUGAUGGUAAAUCGUUUUUCCAGAGUAUACAUUUUGCCUAUGCUAUUGGGGGAGCAAUUUCACCAUUUGUAACGGCCCCAUUUUUGGCACCAGAUAGAAAUAACACUCAACACCAGAGAAAUGUCUUACAAAAUGCUAGUGUAAUUUCCAACCCUGGUGUAGGCAAUUCGACAGACUGGGGGUUUUCAGACUUGUCCGAGACGGAAUCCAGACUGUUUAUUCCUUUCUCCAUAACAGCUUUUCUUGCAAUCACAGCAACUGUCCCUUUAUAUAUUCUUGCUUGCACAUCGAAAAGACCAAAAAACAUGAUAAAGCAGAAGCCUGAAAAUGAAGAUGAAAACAAAGAGAGAAAUAUAGAGAAAUUAUCAAGAGGAAUGAAGGUGCUAAUGCUGGUCAUCAUCAUGCUCUUCAUGGGCCUUUAUUGUGCCAUGGAAGAUGGGUUUAAUAAUUUUCUUGCUACUUUUUGUGUCAGUGAGUUAAAGUGGACCAAAUACAUAGCCUCUGUAGUAACUGCCGUAUUUUGGGCGAGUUUCACAGCUGGACGAUUUCUUGGCAUAUUCCUGGCCCACAGCUUUAAAACUGUAAGAAUGAUUAUCUUUCUCAGCAUAUUUCUACUCCUGGGAUUUCUGGGAUUUUUCCUGACUGCUCAGUUCAAGUUUUAUGAAGGGAUUUGGAUUUCUACAGGACUUAUAGGAUUUUCGAUGUCCAUCAUUUUCCCGUCUAUUUUCUCGUGGACCGAGGAAUCUAUUCUCCCAGUCACAGGAUUUAUAGCUUCUUUGUUUCUUAUUGCAUCUUCUGCAGGGUCAACGAUAAAUCCUAUUAUUAUAGGAUUUUUGAUGGACAAUUCCACUCCUAUGUGGUUCACUUAUAUUAUGUUAGGGGAGUCUGCCAUAAUGUUGAUAGUGUUUUUCUUGGCAUGGAUAUUUGCCAACAGAAUCAAACUAGCCAAGAACACAUUCAAAGAAGUCAAAAUCGAAAUUCAUUCAGAAGAUCAUGAACACAUUGAGUGCAGGAGUAUUAUUGCUGAAAGUGAACGCAAAUAAAACUUUUUUUUUUGAAAACGGAAUCUACUAUCUGAAAAUUUCACUCGAUCCUUAAUUUAACAAAUUUUAUUCCCAUCAGGUAUUUAGAUUAAGGAGACCAAAUUCACAUAGCACUACAAUUUAAUUUCCUGAGGGAGUUUGGUUUUUAAUUCACCUGAGCCAAUGUUUCUUGUGAGCUUUUCUGAUGGAAAUUUUUCUUUUGUAUGUUGUCUUUGUUGUCGUAAACUUUUCACAAUUUUGUCUUCUUCUCAAGAACUACUAGGCUCAUUCCAUCCAGUUUUCUCAUUAAGUAUCCUCGGGUGAAAGGAAUUUAGAUUAUUCAAUAGAAGUGCAACAACCUUUUCCAAGGUGAGGGGGAGUAAAUUCAAAAUUAGGAAAAAUUAGGUGGAGUCAAAAUUCUUCUUGAGAACCACUCUCUAACAAAAAAUACGAUAGUAAAUUAUAGUUAACUAUAGUUUACUAUUGUUAACUAUAGUAAAUCAAAGUUUCAAAGUUAUCACUAUAGUACAUCAAAGUUUUAAAAGUUAUC
Saccostrea echinata is the source of this 2162-nucleotide messenger RNA. Its product is annotated as sodium-dependent glucose transporter 1A-like. The transcript has 3 exons. Bases 11 to 1633 code for a protein of 540 amino acids. The record is from RefSeq and is a predicted model, not a curated record. NCBI's taxonomy places the organism in Eukaryota, Metazoa, Mollusca, Bivalvia, Ostreida, Ostreidae. Gene Ontology annotation, biological process: transmembrane transport.